AUGAAGAUCCCGGAGUGGAAGAGGACACCCUUCAACGUGGAGGCACCCGCUCGCAGAGCGAGACAGGCACGAACGCCCUCUGGAGAGAUUAAAACCACGCGAGGAAAGGAGAUGUCCGAGACCUACGAGGUCUGCGACGCGAUCGAGGGCUUGGCCGACAGACGAAGCUGCUCCCGAACCACCUCCGUGCGGGCACGCAGCGAUCCACACCUGCAGGCAGAGGAGCCACGGGCCGGCCCGAGGGCGAUCCCAUGCUCAGCACGGGGCCGGAUGCUGACGCGGGCCGUGCGCCUCAACAACAACACGCUCAACGAACUGACGGACCUGGGGCCGGCGCUGGAGCUGCUGCUGGAGAACCCCGAGGAGCUCUCCUGGCUUGACCUCUCCUUCAAUGACCUGCCCACCAUCGACCCAAUCCUGACCACAUAUCGCAACCUGCACUGCCUCCAGCUGCACGGGAACAGCAUCCAGGGCCUGGGCGAGGUGGACAAGCUGGCCGUCCUGCCCCACCUGCGCAGCCUCACACUGCACGGCAACCCCAUUGAGGAGGAGAAGGGCUACAGGAGCUACGUGCUGUCCACACUGCCCCAGCUCAAGUCCUUUGACUUCAGCACCGUGACGAAGCAGGACCGCUCCACCGCCGCCAUCUGGAAGCGCAUGAAUGCCCAGCCGAAGAAGGCCAAGAAGAAGAGAGAGCGCUUCUGAGGAGAGGCCGCAAGCUGGGCACCACAGCUGCAGAUCCACAACUGGUCCAUGGCCCCCUCCUCAGCCUGGAGAGCCUGAAAGCCCCAUGGGACAUAGGAAUAAACCCUUCGCGCCAUGCUGUGGAGCAGGGCGUGAGUAGGGGCUGGGCUGAGCCAGUGCCAGAGAGCUGGGGCUGUCCUGAGAACAGGGGGAACAGCAGCAAG
Molecule: messenger RNA, 908 nt
Organism: Gavialis gangeticus (Gharial)
Lineage: Eukaryota; Metazoa; Chordata; Crocodylia; Gavialidae
Product: leucine-rich repeat-containing protein 51-like
Exons: 4
Coding region: 1-705 (234 amino acids)
Molecular function (GO): protein binding
Source: RefSeq, a predicted model, not a curated record